This is a messenger RNA of Benincasa hispida (wax gourd), 1424 nucleotides long. RefSeq names its product UPF0481 protein At3g47200-like. Lineage: Eukaryota; Viridiplantae; Streptophyta; Magnoliopsida; Cucurbitales; Cucurbitaceae. The record is from RefSeq and is a predicted model, not a curated record.
AAAAUAUGGGUUCAUUGAAAUCCUCCCCCAGCCCUCAGUUUGCAGGUGAAAGUGAUUUGGAAAUGAGUAAAAAGGGUGAGGUUGAAGGAGAUGAAGAGAUGAUUAUGGAGAAUAAUAAUAAUAAUAAGGAUGUUGAAGAGGGUGAUGAUGUUGUGAUAUCCAUUGAAAAAAUGAUCAUGGAACUACCUUCUGUGAAUCCAAAUAGCUCAUUGUAUAAAGUUCCUAAAGGGCACAUCAAGACGAAUGAAACAAUGUACACGCCUCGUUUCAUUUCAAUUGGGCCUUUCCACCAUGGCCAACCAGAACUAAUGGCCGCUGAACAAUAUAAACUCUGGGCUCUCAAAACCUAUCUUUGUCGUGCAAAAAUGGGAGUUAAGGAGGCCAUGAGUUUGGCUUGCUCUUGGGAGGAAAAAGCUCGUAGUUGCUAUGGACACCCCAUAGACAUGAACAAACAAAAUUUUGCCAAAAUGAUGCUCUUAGAUGGCUGUUUUAUAUUGGAGUUUCUAAACAUAACAAACGACCUUUACAUUGAAGAUGAUGAGAAAUGGAUAGAUGAUGGGUCCCUCAUCUAUCGUAUAUUGUACGAUGUAGAACGUGACCUAACCAUAUAUGAGAAUCAACUUCCUUUCUUUGUUCUUCAACAAUUAUAUGACCUAUUACCAUUUCCACCAGAAAAUGACGAUCCAGCUGUCCAUUUCAUGGAAUGCAUGUCAAAGUUGUUUAUAGCGACCACGACUGGAUAUAGCUAUCAUUAUAAUGCGACGACAGAGGUAAGACACUUGGUGGAUCUAUUAAAAUUCUACUUCAUCCCCUCACCUGACACAGAUGAGUAUAAAAAAUUCAAGGAGAGUGAAGAAGAGUCGUAUUUGGAGUCUCCAAAUCUAACUAAGCUCUGCGAGGCUGGUGUCAAGGUACAGAAAGCAGAUGAAGCCAAGAGCAUGAUGGAUUUCAGCUUUAAAAAUGGGAUUCUCAAAAUUCCACCUACCAUAAUCCAUAAUGUGUUUGAAAUACAUAUUCGAAAUUUGAUUGUAUCUGAGAUUGUAAGUGAGGAUGAAACGUAUUUAUUCCAUUACGUAGCACUCUUAGAUGACUUGAUUGACACAGAGAAAGAUGUGAGUAUACUUGUGAAGGAGAAAAUCAUUAGCAACACCUCUGGUUGUAGUGACCAACAAGUUGCCGAACUAAUUAACAAUCUACGUCUAAAUGCCCCAACCUUUCCAGACAAAUGUUACUACUACAACCAUAUGAGCAAAGAAUUAAACGACUACUGCAACAAAUGGUGGCACCGAUCUAUGGCUUCACUAAGACGUGACUAUUUCAAUACUCCGUGGGCUUCCAUCUCCUUCUUUGCUGCUACCUUCCUCCUUAUCCUCACAUUUCUUCAAACCUUAUUCUCCACUCCAUUUAUUUUCUAUAACAAAUAA